UUCGUUGUGCUUAGAAUACCGCCCAACCAAACUAUGUACAGAGCGCUGUGGUUGGUUACAUUUCCACGGUCCCUCCAGUUUGCCUGCUGCCGUUUGCUAAACCCUAAUGUCAAUCCUUGAUCUUCAUAAAACGAUUUCUCUCGCUUCAUGUAGUAAAACAACGUCGAAUUGACAUAAUAUAAACAUUACAUUAAUAUAUUCAAUAUACUUUGUUGUGAUGUAGACAUUUGUCAUGAGGUGGUAAGUCUAACAAGAAGAUUUUAUUUUGUUCAUUUAUUCAUCGGUUUCGUUGUGAAUCGGACAUAUUUACAUUUACGAUUGUGAUUGGCUUCGGUAGAUAUCCAUCAUCGUGAACAUUCUAACCCAUCCCCCAGACCACCUAGCGCUGAGAUACGAGAUACUUUUGGGACCGAGUCAUUUCCUGGCAGGAACAGCCCCUCCUCCUACCGGCUUUUUUUUUUGGAUGGCAUGAUUAGUAUCGCUCGCCAAACCGACCGCCAAUUCAAACGGAAGGAAUUUGCCGGUAAUAGCCAAGAAAGGACUUUUGACUUCUUCAGCGCCAGUAGAAGCGGUGUAUUUUGUCAAUGCCAAACGGAGGAGGCGCACCGGGGUUCCGAUCCUGGUGGCGGGGGUCCUGGGGGCACAUUCUCUUCGUCCUUCCCAUCCUCACUUUCCUCGACAAACCUUCCAUUGUCAGGGGAGAAUAGAAGUCCCUGUGAUGACUCAUGUGAGCCAUCAUACCCAUGUGAACUUUGUGGUGGACCCGAGCAGGACCACAGACUUAAGGUGCUGUUCCAAGUCUUGGACGUGAAUGGUGAUGGAGGCAUUUGCGUCAACGACCUGUCCAUUGGUCUCAAGAAACUGGGGGUUCAUCGUACUGAACUCGAGCUUAUGAAAAUUGUGAAAGCGGGAGACAAGGAUCUGGAUGGCCAGCUGGACUUUGAAGAGUUUGUCCACUACUUGAGAGACCACGAAAAGAAGCUCCGGUUGGUCUUCAAGAGCCUGGACAAGAAAAAUGACGGACGCAUUGACUCACAGGAAAUAAUGCAGUCGCUACGAGACCUGGGCGUUAACAUCUCGGAACAGCAGGCUGAGAAGAUCCUCAAAAGCAUGGACAAGAACGGCACCAUGACCAUUGACUGGAAUGAGUGGAGAGACUACCACCUGCUCCACCCGGCUGAUAACAUCCCAGAGAUCAUCCUCUACUGGAAACACUCAACGAUCUUCGAUGUCGGCGAGAGCAUGAUGGUGCCGGACGAGUUCACCGCCGAGGAGAAGAAGACUGGGAUGUGGUGGCGACACCUGGUGGCCGGAGGGGUGGCCGGCGCCGUGUCUCGGACCUGCACGGCACCCCUGGACCGACUCAAAGUGCUCAUGCAGGUGCACGCCUCCCGUACCAACAGCAUGUGUAUUGCCGGCGGCUUCACCCAAAUGAUCCGCGAGGGCGGCGUGCGGUCGCUGUGGCGCGGCAAUGGCAUGAAUGUGAUCAAGAUUGCCCCGGAGUCGGCAAUCAAGUUCAUGGCUUACGAGCAGAUCAAACGGUUGAUCGGAAGCAACCAGGAGACUCUCGGCAUCCUGGAGAGGUUUGUGGCAGGGUCCCUGGCUGGAGCCAUCGCCCAGAGCAGCAUUUACCCCAUGGAGGUGCUGAAGACCCGUCUGGCCUUGAGGAAGACUGGACAGUUCUCCGGCAUCGCUGACUGUGCCAAACAUAUCUUCAGGAAGGAGGGCAUGGCUGCCUUCUACAAGGGCUACGUUCCCAACCUGAUAGGCAUCAUCCCGUACGCAGGCAUCGAUCUGGCUGUCUACGAGACUCUGAAGAACUGGUGGCUUCAGCGCUACGCCACAGACAGCGCCGACCCGGGGGUGUUUGUCCUGUUGGCCUGCGGUACCACCUCCAGCACCUGUGGCCAACUGGCCAGCUACCCUCUGGCUCUGGUCAGGACCCGCAUGCAGGCACAAGCUUCCAUAGAGGGUGGUCCCCAGAUGACCAUGUCAGGCCUGUUCAGGCACAUCGUGAAGACCGAGGGUGCCUCCGGACUCUACCGGGGCCUGGCCCCCAACUUCAUGAAGGUCAUCCCAGCCGUCAGCAUCAGUUACGUGGUCUACGAGAACCUCAAGUUGAGCCUAGGUGUGGUGUCGCGGUGAGGAGGGAGGCCCUCCCUUGGAAGGCCAAAGGGUGUUUUUAUUUUUUAUUUUAUUUUUGAAGAGAAGAGGCUGGUGACUGAAUGGGUUGCCCGGGAGUCUAGACGAAUCUCGGCACAGCCAAGAGCUGGGGCUGUUGGAGACGCCAUCUCAUUCUGUGAAUGUUGCGACGAUCGGUGGAUGGAUGGAUGGAGGGAGGGAAGAGACAGUUCUGCAACACUAAGCAAUGGACACUGUGACUGGGAGGGAAGUGGAUUCACUCACAUAGUUGUGAUCUUAAGUUAUCAUUAUUUAAUGUGUUACUCAACAGAGGAACAUCUCUCGUGAGUGCACUGUUGGCUUUUCGUUAUAAAACAAGGAAGACCUGGGUUACCUGAAAAUGAAUCUUCUCUGGAACUCCGGUAUAACGUGCUUGAAGUUUGCUAACAAAAAAAUCCAUGUAGGGACCAAGAAUCCGCUUUUGCUUGUGACUUUUGCACUGUAGCAACUGCUGUUUUAUGUUAAUCUGGGGUGGGAGAAAACCAAUUGGGGAGGCAGUUCAUAAAAGGGAAUGUUUAACCCUUCACACCACAGUACAAUCCUUUCGGUAGAAGUAGCAGUCAACCUAUUUUGGUUGUGAAAGACAAGUAUGUCUGAAUUCGUAACAAAGGGCUUUUCUUAAUAUCUCUUGAAAUGGUCUUUAUAUAUUAUGUACUCCACCCCCUUAAAGAAGCACUCCCCAAUAUCUCGGAGCCAGCAACUUAGGGCACUAGCUGUAAUGUAGUUGAGGGGGGACAAAACCUCAACUCACAAUCUAGUUUGGUCUGGUUCAUUUAAUUUGACCCAUUCUGAAGUAAUUGCCUGUGUUUUAUCUUUUACUCCAUUACUGGUUGACUUGAUCAUUUGAAUUGAAAAUGCAGGUUGGAUACCCAUAGUGUCUUACUGUCCUUUUAGUUAUAAAACAGAUGGUAAACAGAA
This is a messenger RNA of Esox lucius (northern pike), 3099 nucleotides long. It is a transcript of the gene slc25a25b, whose product is annotated as solute carrier family 25 member 25b. The transcript is spliced from 10 exons. Gene Ontology annotation, molecular function: calcium ion binding; ATP transmembrane transporter activity. Gene Ontology annotation, cellular component: mitochondrial inner membrane. The record is from RefSeq and is a predicted model, not a curated record. Lineage: Eukaryota; Metazoa; Chordata; Actinopteri; Esociformes; Esocidae. The coding region runs from base 469 to 2145 and encodes 558 amino acids. Gene Ontology annotation, biological process: transmembrane transport.